This is a messenger RNA of Lobosporangium transversale, 1721 nucleotides long. RefSeq lists its product as hypothetical. The record is from RefSeq and is a predicted model, not a curated record. The coding region runs from base 23 to 1552 and encodes 509 amino acids. The transcript has a single exon. Gene Ontology annotation, molecular function: FAD binding; oxidoreductase activity. Lineage: Eukaryota; Fungi; Mortierellomycota; Mortierellomycetes; Mortierellales; Mortierellaceae.
AAAAAAAAAAAAGGAAUUUAUAAUGAUUAUGCAUACACUUGGAAGCGCGACGCUGCUUCUGGCCAUCAGUUCCAUGGCACUGGCAGCUGCCCCUACUGCUCCCUCCGGUUCCUCACAACAGCUCGCCAAAUGCUUAAAGUCAUUGGGUAGUAAAGUCAUUACCAGUGCAAACUCUGGAGCCUAUGAGAAGGAACGCUAUGCAUUUGAUUUGCGGUAUACAUUUGAACCCGAGGUCAUUGUCAAGGCCUCCUCUGCAGCUGAUGUUCAAUUAGCGGUCAGGUGUGCUAAAGAUGCCAAUGUCGCUGUGGCACCUCGAUCAGGUGGCCAUUCCUUUGAGGGCUAUUCCAUCGGCGGCCAGGAUGGAUCCCUGGUCAUAGACUUGGCUGGCCUGGGUACAGUCAAAGUGACAGGCUCUAAAGCCAAGGUCGGGGCUGGUGUCCGUCUUGGAAAGCUCUAUCUCGAGUUAUUUAAACAAGGAGGCUGGACCAUCAAUGCAGGAACAUGCCCCAGUGUCGGCAUUGGCGGACAUGCUCUUGGUGGUGGAUUUGGAUUACUCUCUCGUAAAUAUGGUCUUUUGAUUGACCGUAUUGAAGAGAUGGAGGUCGUUAACGCGGAUGGUGAACUCCUGAAGGUCUCUGCUACCAGCCACCCAGAUCUGUUCUAUGCACUCCGUGGUGCUGGCGGUGGAUCCUUUGGCGUUGUCACCUCCUUCACUAUCAAACCUGUCAAGCCUGCUUCCAAGGUGACUUCCUUCACAUAUGAGUGGAAUCUUUCAGACAACGAUGAUGUUCUCAAGGCCUAUCUAGAAUUCCAGAAGGGUAGCCGCGACGUCGGUGUCGAAAUGAAUGUCGCUCCCGACGGAUUGAUGAUGUAUGGAAUAUUCCAGGGGACUAAGAGCCAAGCUGCUGCUGCUAUGAAGUCUUUCUUCAAUGCUGCUCCCAAGCCUAGAGGCUCAGAUGUCCGUGAGGAGCGACAUAUUGAUGCUCAACUUCGUUUCGCCUUCAUUUCCGGCCCUGAUCCCAAGAACAUUGAGGGCUUGGCUCUUCGACCUCCUUAUUAUCCUGGCGACUCUCGUUAUACCAAAGGCAAGUCCCUGGUCUACCCUACAAUGCUUAAGGCUUCUACUAUUGCUUUGUUUGGCAAAUGGGGUGCUAUAAAACCAAAGGGCAUGACUGCCAACUACCUCAUUAUCGACCUCUGGGGCGGUGCUGUCAAGGACACGUCUGCUUCCGCUACUUCCUUUAUCCAUCGCGAUGCAUACACUGUCGUCGAGUUCGUUGCUGAGUGGGAUGCAAAUCCCAAGGCCAAACCCGGCAAACCUGAUUGCAAGCCUUGCCUGAAGUGGAUGGAUGACAUGUAUGAGGAGCUCUUAGCCGACUACAAAGAGAAUUACUCUGAAACUGUGCGUGGAUACCAGAACUACAUCGACUUGGACAUCCCUAACUGGUUAGAGGCCUACUACGGCUCUGCUGUCCCUCGCCUAAAACAGAUCAAAUCCACAUACGACCCUUCUAACGUUUUCAGAUUCCCACAGAGUAUUCCUCUGGAGUAAAUAGUAUAAAUAUUUUUUUGUCUUCAACAUUCUUAUAGCCUUGCACAUUUUUUUCAAAAGAAAUACACGGGAUGUUUUCCUUUUUCUUUUUUAUGUAGAUGUGUAUUUAAUAAUAAUAGUAGUGUACAAGAUAGAUCAUAAAUUUUUGCACUCCUUUUUUUUUCUUUUU